AUGAACCCUAUAGAGAACGUUUGGGGCAAUAUUGUGAACGUAUGGGAGCCAGCUGAAGAGAGAACCAGGGUGCAGCUACAGCAGCAUACACACCGUGAGUGGGAGGUCCUGAGGCGGACACCGCAGCUGAUACACAAUCACGUCGCCUCCGUUCCCAACAGGCUGCGGGCUGUUCAUCUAGAAGUCUUGGCCUCAUUAGACGCAGAUGCCUUCCUCAACGCAAUAACAAGGUUCUCACGACGCAGAGGUACACCAGAGCGUAUUAGGUCGGAUAAUGGGACAAACAUGGUACGGGCAGCCAAAGAGCUCAAAUUGGCAGUGAAAAGUUGGGAACAAGAUGACAGACUCAGAGGUGCCUUACUGAAAGCAGAUAUUGACUGGGUCUUCAAUCCACCAGCUGCCCCAUACAUGGGGGGAGUAUGGGAAAGGCAGAUUCGCACAGUGAAGAAGGUUCUGCAGGCGAUUGUGGGCUCACAAGUUUUAGACGAUGAACGUCUGCAAACACUGUUCUGUGAAGUGGAAGCCAUAGUUAACGAGAGGCCAAUCACCCCAGUUCCAAACACGCCAAAUGAACCAAAGGCUCUCACUCCUGCUGAUCUUUUGCACUUAAGUCAAAAGGGUAAUCUUCCCUUAGGUGGAAGAUCACGGCGCAACUUUCGCCCUGGUGACCUAAUCAUUAUAGCAGAAGCAAAUAGUCCACGCAACAAAUGGCACCUUGGUCGAGUGAUGGAAAUCAAGGCUGGCGAGAAUGGACUUGUCCGACAGGCAGUGGUUAAGACGUCGACGUCCACAAUGCUGCGACCUGUGACAAAAUUAUGCUCGUUGGAGGGAGCAAUGGAAAGGGUUGACGGAGUCGGCCAGGAGAAUGAAUUGGGUAUCCACACAUGA
Molecule: messenger RNA, 888 nt
Organism: Homarus americanus (American lobster)
Lineage: Eukaryota; Metazoa; Arthropoda; Malacostraca; Decapoda; Nephropidae
Exons: 3
Coding region: 1-888 (295 amino acids)
Biological process (GO): DNA integration
Molecular function (GO): nucleic acid binding
Source: RefSeq, a predicted model, not a curated record